AUGAAUGGUCCAUACCACUGCUAUAAAUUGUGUAAAGAAUGGCUGGUACGUGAAGACAGCGCGCUAGCCUAUAAAUUGCAAUCACAAGAAAUAAAUGACUUCUACAAAGGCAAUCGACAGCGAAACGCUGUGGUACGUGAGGAUUUUCCCACCGCUUUGAAUGAGCAAAUCAAGGAGAAGGAACAGGCCGAGCGGCAAGUGGAAAUGUAUCGAAGUCGUCUGCUUGAACAGGAAGCAUAUGAUAAGCGUGUAGCGAAGGAAAUCGCCGAAAAGUUGGAACGUAACUUACAGGAACAGAGGCAAAGAGAGUUGCUGGAGAGCGAAGAAAUGGCGCAGCAGAUGCAGGAGCUCUAUGUGAAUUUGCCGCCACCAAUGCGCGGAAAGGCGCAUGCGCUACCGCCACGUCCAGCUAAAGCAAGUAUCUUGCAACAGAAUCCCAAUGAACCCUCAACAUCGAACGGUAGAUAUUUCGGUAGUAAUAGUGGUAGUGGUAGUAGUAGACAGCAUCCGAGACAUCAUCAGCAUCAACAACAACAGCUAUCACAAUCACCACAAACGCCACAUCAGCCACAGUCACAACAACAAUUGUCGCCCACAUCAUUUCUUUUGCAAGAACAGCAUUUCUCACAAACUGAUUGUUAUGUAGGCCUAACGGUACAAAAGACUUCAUCACCUAUAACUACCACAUCUGCAGCAUUGUCGUCAUUAGCAAAUGCAGUAGAUUCACCUUCGCCACCAACAUCUUCCACACGCCAACACAACAGAUCACAAAUAAAUGCACUGAGCAACAACAACAGAAGCAGCAGCAGCGGCUCAUCUGCUGGCGGUCACUUGUUGGUGAGUUUCAAUGAAGCAACAACCACACACUAACCGCUUUCGCGCAUUGAACGGUGACUCUUUACAAACAACAAAACUAACAAAUUCAU
Messenger RNA from Rhagoletis pomonella (apple maggot), 926 nucleotides. RefSeq names its product adenylate cyclase, terminal-differentiation specific-like. The transcript is spliced from 5 exons. The record is from RefSeq and is a predicted model, not a curated record. The coding region runs from base 1 to 870 and encodes 289 amino acids. NCBI's taxonomy places the organism in Eukaryota, Metazoa, Arthropoda, Insecta, Diptera, Tephritidae.